Messenger RNA from Lathyrus oleraceus (garden pea), 1488 nucleotides. RefSeq lists its product as uncharacterized. NCBI's taxonomy places the organism in Eukaryota, Viridiplantae, Streptophyta, Magnoliopsida, Fabales, Fabaceae. The record is from RefSeq and is a predicted model, not a curated record. Bases 1 to 1488 code for a protein of 495 amino acids. The transcript is spliced from 3 exons.
AUGUCACAACAUCAAGACACAUCUGCUUCUAAAAAUACUAAGUCUACUCAAAAGGUUAGUGCUCCUCCCAUGGGCAUUCCCGAUGAUGAGAUUCUGGAUGUUGUUCCUCUCUCUGUUAUUCCAUGCAAGGCCAUUGAUUUGAACCAACCUAUUGAUGCCUCAGCUUCUGCAUGCUCCAAUCAAGGUAACUCCUCUAGUAUUCCCUCUGGUUCAACUCCUACCACUAAUUCUAAGGAAGAUAUACAUUACACUGAUCAUGUUAUAAGAAACCUAGUCACUAGAAUCCUUAAUGAAGGACACUAUAUGAAGGGAGUUUCUACUCCCCUUUGUCAAAUGCACCCCUCUCCUGAGGUUGAACAACAUAGUGGUAAGGAUGACGAUUCCUCCAGUUUUGAGAAGGACUUGGCUGCUGAAGGGUUGUGCUCUCUAGGGAAAACCGUGUCUGAAAAAGGAAAAUCUGUGGCAUCUAAAACUGCCAAUGCUUCCCACUCUGAGAAGCAUGAUAUGAUUGAUCUAGAGGAUGGUAGCUCUAAUGAUCAAGAGGAAAGCUUACUUCAUCACCUAAAGCCAAGUGUGGCUAAACGCAUGAAGACUCGCAAAGGAAGAUCUGUGGCUGAACUUAUGUCAUCUAGAAAAGCUAAGAAGAAUGCUAGUAUUGGUCCCUCCAAAUCUUGGAGCAAGGUUGAAGUAAAGAAGAGGAAGGUUAGAGAUGAUUCUGAGUCUGAAGAGGAUGUUAAGGAAGAUGUCCCUGACAUCUCACUUGUGAAGAAAACCACUGCUAGGAAGUCUCCUGUUAAAGUUCCUGCUGUUCAUUUGGAUAACAUCUCUUUCCAUCUUGAGCAUGAAGCUGCCAAGUGGAAAUUUGUGAUUCAAAGAAGGGUGGCUGUGGAAAGGGAGUUGGGAAAAGAUGCUGCUGAUGUCAAGGAGGUCAUGGACCUGAUAAAGGUUGUUGGGUUGUUGAAGACUGUGGCUGGAUUCUCUCAAUGUGAAUUAGAAGUUACAAACAAUAAGGUCUGUAGAGAGAUUACAGCUAGGCAGGUGAAAGGUUGGCCUGUUAAAAAGCAUCUUCCUGCUGGGAAGUUGACUGUCAAGUAUGCUAUCUUGCAUAAAAUAGGAGCUGCGAAUUGGGUCCCUACUAACCAUAUUUCCACUAUUGCUAAUACCCUUGGGAGCCAUGUCGAGGAUAUUGUCAUGACAUCUGCCAUGAAAAAGCCAGCCUCAAAAGUUGGAACAAUUGUUGAGCUUAAGGAGACUUGCAAAGAGCUGGGUGAAGGGAUAAGGGUAGCAACCGCUAGAAAACAAUCGUUGGAAGCCUUGAUUGCAAGCUUGGAGCAGGCUGAAGGUGAAAAUAUUGUAAAUGUUAAUGUCAGCCAUGAAGAAGAAGCUGAAGCCCACACGUCUAGUGAGAGGUCUGCUAACAACGAUGACAUAAGUGGCAAUUCUGUUUCUGGUGCUGAUGAAGAUGCAAGCUCAAGCUCCACUAAGUAG